AGCCCCUCACGCCCUCUGCCCCACCCCCUCCCGUUCCCGGCCCCCUGCCCCCUUCCCGGCCCCGAACCGGUGACCGUGGAGGCCGCUGCCGGUCCCCCGCCGGGUGCUGCUGAGCGCGGAGCCCGUGGGGCCCGUGAGGUCAAGUGCUUGGGAACUCCUCCUGACUGAGUGAGCGUACGCCUCCCGUUGCUGACAGACGUGAUAUUUUACCGGUUGCUAUCGGUGGUCCAAAGACAAAGAACCCAGCCGAGGAUGGCAGAACUGGCCCUCAGCCAGAAGCGGUGCAUCAGCAGCCGAGGCGCAUUCUGUCGCCCUGCCUGCCCAGGCGCAGGUGGUCAUCUGUGGCGGGGGAAUCAUGGGCACAUCCGUGGCCUAUCACCUGUCCAAGAUGGGGUGGAAGGACAUUGUCCUUUUGGAGCAGGGCAGGCUGGCUGCUGGCUCUACGAGGUUCUGUGCAGGCAUCAUAAGCACUGCCAGGCACUUGGGCAUUGAGCAGAAGAUGGCAGACUAUUCAAACAAACUGUACCAGCAGCUAGAGCAAGAAACAGGGAUCCAAACAGGUUACAUUCGGACAGGCUCCAUCUUUCUGGCCCAGACGCAGGACCGGCUGAUCUCCCUGAAGCGCAUCAACUCCAGGCUGAAUGUGAUAGGCAUCCCUUCUGAGAUCAUCUCCCCCAAGAAAGUGGCCGAGCUGCACCCUCUGCUCAACGUGCAUGACCUGGCGGGGGCCAUGCACGUCCCCGAGGACGCGGUGGUGUCCUCUGCUGAUGUGGCUCUUGCCCUGGCAAGUGCUGCCUCCCAAAAUGGUGUUCAGAUCUAUGACCGGACAAGUGUUGUUCAUGUGAUGAUCAAAAAAGGUGAAGUUACUGGCGUGGAGACAGAUAAAGGACAGAUCGAAUGCCAGUAUUUUGUCAAUUGUGCUGGUCAGUGGGCAUACGAGCUGGGUCUGUCCAACGAGGAGCCGAUUAGUAUCCCGUUACAUGCCUGCGAACACUUCUACCUCCUGACUCGCCCCUUGGAGACCCCUCUGCAGAGCAACACACCAAAUAUUGUGGACGCAGAUGGCAGGAUUUAUAUUCGCAACUGGCAGGGCGGCAUCUUGUCUGGGGGCUUUGAGAAAACCCCGAAACCAAUUUUCACUGAGGGCAAGAACCAGCUGGAGAUUCACAACCUACAGGAAGACUGGGACCACUUUGAGCCCCUGUUGAGCUCCCUGCUGCGUAGGAUGCCAGACCUGGAGACACUGGAGAUCAUGAAGUUGGUCAAUUGCCCCGAGACCUUCACACCAGACAUGAGGUGCAUCAUGGGCGAGUCUCCUGUGGUUAAGGGCUACUUUGUCCUGGCAGGAAUGAACUCUGCUGGCCUUUCGUUUGGUGGAGGAGCUGGAAGGUUAAAGAAGAUUCCCUCAACUGAAUAUGCUGACAAGAUAGAAGAGCCGCCCCCCCCACCCCCCCGCCCGCCGCUCCCCAAGAGGUGAUGAUGGAUCCUUUUAGAGAAGAAAGUACCAACC
Myotis daubentonii (Daubenton's bat) is the source of this 1510-nucleotide messenger RNA. It is a transcript of the gene PDPR, whose product is annotated as pyruvate dehydrogenase phosphatase regulatory subunit, mitochondrial-like. The record is from RefSeq and is a predicted model, not a curated record. The coding region runs from base 356 to 1477 and encodes 373 amino acids. Gene Ontology annotation, cellular component: cytoplasm; mitochondrion; mitochondrial matrix. Gene Ontology annotation, molecular function: protein binding. The transcript has 10 exons. NCBI's taxonomy places the organism in Eukaryota, Metazoa, Chordata, Mammalia, Chiroptera, Vespertilionidae.